This is a messenger RNA of Pyrus x bretschneideri (Chinese white pear), 2954 nucleotides long. RefSeq names its product beta-galactosidase 8-like. Bases 176 to 2728 code for a protein of 850 amino acids. The record is from RefSeq and is a predicted model, not a curated record. Gene Ontology annotation, biological process: carbohydrate metabolic process. Gene Ontology annotation, molecular function: carbohydrate binding; beta-galactosidase activity. NCBI's taxonomy places the organism in Eukaryota, Viridiplantae, Streptophyta, Magnoliopsida, Rosales, Rosaceae. The transcript is spliced from 18 exons. Gene Ontology annotation, cellular component: cell wall; vacuole.
UCAUUUGCAUUUUUCAGUGCCAACAAACAAAAUAAUCGAAUACCCAGUUCAACGCACAUGUUAAAUUCGGGAAUUUAUGAUUAUAUCACUCUCAUGCUCUUCUAAUCUUUGAGGGGUUUUUGAAGUUUCUGGGAUUUUUUUCGAAUUCUGGGUUUUGUGAAUUUUGUUGAAUUGAAUGAUGGGAAGCAAGAAUUGGGUAGUAUUAGUUCUGUUUGUCCUUUUAGAUUUUGAAGGUUAUUUCACUGAAACUGUGGUUUCGGCCACCGUGACAUAUGACCACAGAGCACUGGUUAUUGAUGGGAAGCGGCGGAUUUUGCAGUCGGGCUCUUUUCAUUACCCUCGAACCACUCCGGAGGUGUGGCCGGAAGUUAUUGAGAAAGCAAAGGAAGGGGGAAUAGACGUGAUUGAGACUUACGUUUUUUGGAACUACCAUGAGCCAGUAAAAGGCCAGUACUACUUUGAAGGCAGAUUUGAUUUGGUGAAAUUUGUGAAGACAGUCCAAGAAGCAGGUCUUCUAGUUCAUUUGAGGAUUGGCCCGUAUGCUUGUGCUGAAUGGAACUACGGGGGAUUUCCAAUUUGGUUACACUUUAUUCCCGGAAUUCAGUUUCGCACAACAAAUGCACCUUUUAAGAAGGAAAUGAAGAUAUUUCUUGCAAAAAUUGUUGAAAUGAUGAAAAUGGAGAAUCUCUUCGCAUCACAAGGAGGCCCAAUCAUUCUUGCUCAGGUUGAAAAUGAAUUUGGAAAUGUUGAAGGGUCGUAUGGAGUUGGCGGAGAAUUAUAUGUCAAAUGGGCUGCAGAAACUGCUGUUAGUCUCAAUACAUCUGUACCUUGGGUGAUGUGUGUGCAAGAUGACGCCCCGGAUCCAGUUAUAAACACAUGCAAUGGAUUUUAUUGCGAUGAGUUUACCCCAAAUUCCCCAUCCAAACCGAAGAUGUGGACAGAGAAUUACAGUGGAUGGUUCCUUGGAUUUGGCAAUCCAAUCCCCUUUCGACCUGUUGAGGACCUUGCUUUUGCUGUUGCACGAUUUUUCGAAACAGGUGGCACGUUUCAAAACUAUUACAUGUAUUUUGGCGGUACCAACUUUGGGCGAACUGCUGGAGGCCCUUUGGUUGCAACGAGCUAUGAUUAUGAUGCUCCUAUAGAUGAAUAUGGUUUUCGUAGACAGCCAAAAUGGGGACACCUGCGAGACUUGCACCUGGCCAUAAAACAGUGUGAAGAAUAUAUGAUCAGCUCUGAUCCGACACAAAUGAAACUUGGUACUAAUUUAGAGGCACAUAUCUACCAUAAAACAUCCAAUGAGUGUGCGGCAUUUCUUGCUAAUUAUGACAGUAGUUCAGAUGCAAAUGUCACUUUUAAUGGAAAUAUCUAUUUCCUUCCAGCUUGGUCUGUAAGCAUCCUUCCGGAUUGUAAGAAUGUUAUAUUUAACACCGCUAAGGUUGUCUCACAAAGGAAUAUUGGACUUUCUCCUUUCGCCCUCACACCCGGUGUACAUGAUUUUAUACUGGAACCAGCUUCAUGGAGUUGGUAUGAAGAGAGAGUUGGUACUUGGAGUAACAAUUCGUUUACUGACUCGGGCUUACUGGAGCAGAUAAGUACUACGAAAGAUGUUAGUGAUUAUUUAUGGUAUACAAUAAGCAUUAAUGUGGACGCAAACAUAAUACCCCGUCAAGAAAAAGAACUUUUUUUACACAUCGAGAGUCUGGGACAUGCAGCCCUAGUUUUCGUAAAUAAAAGACUUGUGGGAUUUGGAUAUGGUAACCAUGAAGAUGCAAGUUUCAUUGUUGACGAGAAGAUUACUCUAAACCAUGGAAACAAUACCAUAGAUUUGUUGAGUAUGAUGAUUGGUGUACAGAAUUACGGGCCAUGGUUCGAUGUUGCAGGAGCAGGAAUCUUUUCUGUUGUUCUUAGAGACUUGAAGAACAGAACAAAUGAUCUUUCUUUUGAAGAAUGGACCUACCAGGUGGGACUUGAGGGGGAAUACCUUGGAUUGGAUAACAUAAGCCUUGCGAACAGUUCACUGUGGACUACAGGGUCUGCUCCACCACUUAAUCAGAGUUUGAUAUGGUACAAGGUUUCAUUCCUUGCUCCUGAAGGCAAGGGUCCUUUGGCGUUAAAUCUUGCUAGCAUGGGAAAGGGACAAGCUUGGGUUAAUGGGCAGAGUGUAGGGAGAUAUUGGCAAGCCUACCUCUCGCCCUCAACUGGUUGCGUAAACGGCAGUGAUUGUGACUACAGAGGAGCCUAUAACGCAUCUAAAUGUCUAAGGAACUGUGGUCAACCGGCUCAAACUCUGUAUCAUAUUCCCCGUACAUGGGUACAUACCGGAGAUAACCUUCUAGUUCUCCACGAAGAGCUUGGUGGUGACCCUUCAAAGAUUUCUUUGAGGACAAAAACCGGCCAAGAAAUAUGCGCACAUGUAUCUGAGACUGAUCCUCCGCCUGCCAGUUCUUGGAAACCAGACUCGGAAUUCAUGUCUCAAAACCCUGAAGUUCAACUGACCUGCGAACCAGGAUGGCGUAUCACUUCAAUCAACUUUGCUAGCUUUGGAACUCCUAUUGGAAAUUGUGGCACAUUCGCUUCAGGAGCUUGCAGUGCUGACAUCUUAUCAAUCGUUCAGCAGGCUUGCCUUGGCCAAGAAGGAUGUUCAAUCCCUAUCUCCGCGGCAACCUUGGGUGAUCCUUGCCCCGGAGUGCUUAAGAGUUUAGCUGUCGAAGCUAUUUGCAGUGAAUGAAAGUUCCACUUAAUUCGUACCCUAAAUGGCGAUUGAAGACGACACUAUUAUAGAUUAAUAAGAUGGAUCAGUUUUGCAUGAAUGUCGAGAAGGGCAUUCAGCGUUAUUAUAGACCCGACAUCACGAUGUCUGGACCAUUUUGUUCACUUGAUUACUUAAUUACAAUAACAAUUAUAUAAUCACACAGGCAGCAGUAUCUUUCCGAUAUGCGGAUUGCUUUCCAAGA